AUGGAUGCGAUGAAAGUGGUCACCGUGAUCCAGAGGUCAGACGACAAACAUGCUCGUGGAGCCAACACAAAUGAUGAGGCAACAAAUGAGAGCUAUGAAUAUGCUUCGGGAGAGGAAAUUCACGUCAAUAAUCCAUAUGGAAAUUCUUCGGAGUCAGGUCCAAAGGGGACGAAGGACUCCGAUCAACAGCAAGCAAGUGAAGCUGACGCCGGUCCAGCGACUGUUCAGGGCGUCCCGGCUACUGCAACUGCUGCUGGACCGGCAGCAGUGCAACAGCCAGUGGCAGCUGCUUUUGGAGGAGCCUCUGCAACUCGUUUGCAGAAGGAGCCGCCCUUCGCCCCCCCCGAAGGGGAUUACGGCGACGAAACCGAACGUGAAACGAUGACAGAUCUUAUUUACAGGUCGCCAUCCAGCGGGCCUGGCACGCCAGACUUUGGAUUUCAGGAGGUUGACACCGAUUUCGUAUCCAAGGCAGCAGCCCAUUUGAAAGCCCAGCUCUCUGGGGAUCAGGCCUGUGUUCGGCUCAAAGAGGAAUUGGCGGAGAUGGAAGCAGCCAAGGCCACCGCAGAGGCGAGGGCACCUGCACGGACACCCUGA
Molecule: messenger RNA, 597 nt
Organism: Cladocopium goreaui
Lineage: Eukaryota; Dinophyceae; Suessiales; Symbiodiniaceae
Source: the annotation of a GenBank genome assembly